AAUCAAGCGGACAAAAAGCAUUUCAUAAUGCAACACUUUGACAUACUGACUCACUCGUAGUAUUUUUUUUUGCAUUCUCUGUAUAAUCGUGAGAAUUUUGGAGAAUUUUGGUCGGUUUGGUUUUCCCUGGUAGCUUGUAGCAUUGACAUACCUUUACCAGUAGAUGGCGCCAAGUAGUGUGCGCGCUCCGCGCUUCAUUCUUUCAGCAGUGCUCGCACUGAAGGACCGCUAUUUUCCAAUAACAAUCCUUUUGUGCAUAAUUAAUAUUACGCAACAGUUUGUCAUAUUUAUUUCGUAUUAUUAUUAUCAUUACAACCGUGUCGAUUAGACAUGUCAGCUUAUGUUCAUUUUUAGAUUUGUGUGCAUUGCCUAAAAUAUUCCCUUUGGGGCCAGCGUUAAUUGGUUUAGUAAGGCCAAAUUGCAUAAUGCUUUAAAUUUGUCACCACGAACUUUAAUGAAUAUCAUGUGAUGGUUAAAGGUCCGCUCCUUCCCGGGAGGGCCGUCUUGGGGAUAUCAAACGAAAUCUCUUUGCCUGUAGUUACGCUCUGUGAUCCCAUUCUUAGACAUUUUACAGGAGCGAGCUGGUGGAGUUGUGGCGACCUCAAUCAGUCGCGUGCGACAGAACUUGAUCAGGAGGGUGACUGUGGUGGAUGAUAUGACCACUGCCACACUGCGCGCGUCCUCUCCACCUUAAACGAUGCGCAGCGCGUUCAACGGCAGUGUGAGUGGAUUACCGGGAUAAUUGCGAGGAUGGAAAUGAAGCAGAGUUGAAAUCCUGUUGCUUCUUGCCUAUUUGAAUCAUGGCUAAGAACACGUCGCUUUAUUUUCGUAUAGUUGAAGGACGGAAUCUACCGGCGAAAGAUGUGUCGGGCACCAGCGAUCCUUACUGCGUUGUGAGAGUGGACAAUGAGGUCGUGGCCAGGACGGCGACUGUGUGGAAGAAUCUGAACCCGUUCUGGGGGGAGGAGUUCACUCUUCACCUGCCCACAGGAUUCCAUGUGCUCUCCUUCUAUGUCAUGGAUGAGGACACCAUCGGCCAUGACGAUGUGAUCGGCAAGAUCUCACUCACCAAAGAGGUCAUUGCAGCUCAGUCAAAAGGACUGGACAGCUGGCUGAACCUGACGCGGGUGGACCCAGACGAGGAGGUGCAGGGGGAGAUCCACCUGGAGCUGGAGCUACAGCAAGAGGAUCAGCACACCUGUCUCCGCUGCCACGUCAUCCAGGCCAGUCCUGGAGGUGCAGCUGACAUUGAACAGCUGCACGAGAUCAGCCUGGAUGAGGCUGUGCUUGAUGUUGCGAUGCCUACUGCCCCAGAAGAUGAUGUGAGCGAUAUUCCAGACUCACACAAGGUUGAUUGUGAAGAUGACCUGGUUGGCAAGAGUGCCAGUAUUGUUUAUAAUGAAACCCAAAGACGCUACCACCUACCUCCAGUUGCCUAUACAGAGGUGCAGCAACCCAACAAGCCCCUGUUGAAGUACGGCAUGCAGGGAGGUGAUUUCAUGCUGGCCAUCAACAUACUGCUCUCCGGGAACAGUUACAGGAAGAUUGCCUUUCUGUUCAAGUUCAUGCAAAUGGGGAAGCGGGAGACGAACAGUAAUUCGGUGAUCAUGGAGAAGGACAUCAUUCAUAGCUUCAUUAGGACAAUGGAUGCACUUCUUCCAGAGAUCCAUGUUACCGAGGUGGUCACCGACGCACAUCCUCACAUCUCAGCAUUGCUCAAUCCUGAACGUGGCAAAUACAAGGCACAGGGUCUGAAGCAUUCCCUCGAUAUUUGGCAUGCAGCCAAGAAUUUGGGGAAGAAGAUCCGACGGGCUGGUACAGUGAGGGACCAGUCAGCCCUCCUGCCUUGGAUAAAGGACAUCGUAAACCACUUCUGGUAUUGUGCCAAGCAAGCCUCUUCUGAGGAACAGUUCAAGCUGAAGUGGCAUGCACUCCUGCAUCAUGUCCGCAACCAGCACACAUGGUCAACGGGAUGCUGUGAGCAUGAACCUCUAGGAGACAGAACCCAGGAGAAACCUUGGAUAAAACAAGGUUCAGCAGCUCACCAGGCUCUCACAGCCAUUGUAUUGGACAAGCGGUGGUUGAAGGAUGUGGGGAAGUUCAUUACCUUCAGGACUACGGCGGAUCUGGAGAAUUUCCAGAAUCACAUCCUGAUGUACGCUGGAAAGCGGUUUGCCUACAGUCCAGCAGUGUACCACACACGGACCCUGCUGGCGGCGAUCGACUACAACAGUCAUAAUCAUCGCCUUCCCGCGCGCAACAGACAAGGUCAAAAGAUGUACAGGCGCUACUACAAUAAGAAAUCAAAAUGCUGGAGUGUGUAUGGCCUGAAGGAGAAGAAGAACUAUGGGUACAUUACAGACCUGCAGAGGGCCAUUGUUCGGCACCCGACUGAGAAGUGGAGCUGGUCUUCCAAGGAGACAGACUCUCCGGCUCGAUGACCCUAGGCGCUUGGGUUUGCUGGCCGCUACACUGCAACCAUCCACCGCAGAACUGGUUCGGACUCAUGUUACGCGUGGGGAGGGUGUCCCCCAAAGUGAGCGCUGAGUGUGUGUGCGUGGUUGGGAUGGGGGGUGGGUGUGUGU
Messenger RNA from Alosa alosa (allis shad), 2585 nucleotides. RefSeq lists its product as uncharacterized. The transcript is spliced from 14 exons. The coding region runs from base 801 to 2441 and encodes 546 amino acids. Lineage: Eukaryota; Metazoa; Chordata; Actinopteri; Clupeiformes; Clupeidae. The record is from RefSeq and is a predicted model, not a curated record.